Messenger RNA from Anastrepha ludens (Mexican fruit fly), 1996 nucleotides. RefSeq names its product myb-like protein I. The record is from RefSeq and is a predicted model, not a curated record. The transcript has 4 exons. The coding region runs from base 33 to 1859 and encodes 608 amino acids. NCBI's taxonomy places the organism in Eukaryota, Metazoa, Arthropoda, Insecta, Diptera, Tephritidae.
AAUUCAUCUGCUUACAACAAACCAACAGCAUCAUGUACAGCUUGCGCAACUCCAGCCUAUUUCUUCUCUUGACUUUAUGCGUCUGUCUAACCCUGGUCGCAGUUACAUUUCAGCAAACGCAAGCGCUGCGUCGCAUCAAGCGCGGCUCGACAGGGGCGCAAAACAAUACCAAACUUACCAAUGACAUUCUAACGGAUCAGCGCAACAUUUCGAAUGACAUUAAAUUGAGCGAACUUGCAAUGGCUACGCCGGAUAAGCAACAAAAAGUCAAAGACCACACCGAGCAUGCGUGGGCCAAAAAGGCCGUGGCCGCCGUAGGGCACGCAAUCGAUAAAGCCUUUGCUUCACUCAGCCACAAAUCAAACGAGGAAAAAACCAAAAAGAAUGCACAGCUCAAUCAUUCACCAUCACAAUUUACCAAUAGCGGGCAGCCAAAGCCAGGGGAGGGUAGCAUUGCCGCCAAGGACCUGCACAAGGCAUCGCUGGCUUAUCUGCUAAACCAUCAUGGCCUCGGCGAACGCUUCUUCGACGAUAUGCAGCAUGAAGCCAGAUUCGGUGCUGGCGAGGGCGCUGCGGAGGUACUGAUUAUUGACAAUGGGUUGCAACCGAUGUUAGACAUGCAGCACGGCCUCAGCUCUUUCGCAUUUCAUCAGCCGAAUUUACGUAGUAUUGCCGAUAGUUUCAAAAGAUUGUCCGAGAUUAGUAAGGAGUCUAAGCUAAAUAACUUGAACGCACUAAAAAUCAAUACGGACCAGUCGGGCAACAAUGCAGGCACUAACAGCAUUGCCAGUAAGCUAAGUAAUGAUAACGGGAUCAGUGCAGAAAAUGGAAACAAAGAUGAGACAAUGCCAACGAACAAUAAGCUCAAUGAUAAUCACAACAAUAGCGGCAGCGACAAAAGCGAGGAUGGCACGAGCGACAGUCGCAAGCGGAACAAUGACCACUUCAGCACCGCUGGCGGGGAUAAUGGCAAAGCGCAGCACAAUAGCAAUAAUAAUAAUAAUGAUGCGCUUAUCGGUCGCAAAAGUCAUCACGCUAACUGUUUGCAGCCACAUAGCCAACAAUUGUCGCAACAACAACUACAGGCACAGCAUGCGGAAGUAAAGGAAUCAUUUCCCACUCCGUUAUCACUUUCGCACAAGUCAAUGGAUGGCAUUGGAGUGCCAAACAAAUUGCAAGAGGAAUCUCAAGGGCAACAACAAAGACUGAAACAAGAGACAGCUGAAGAGGCGGAACAGCAGCACAGGCAACAUCGGGCACAGGCACAAGCACUGGCACAGACACAGCCAGAUAAACGGCAUCAGCAAAUGCAAGUCGCCAAACAUUCGAGCGGGAAAAUGCUGCCAAUGGAGAGUUUUCUCAAAUUCGCCAACAUGAUGCUGUACAAAAUGGGGCCAGAUGGUCCUCCCAUUCAUGCCCAAGGCGCUCAAAUCACUGUCAAUGGCAAUCCAACAACGUCGGUGAUAAGUAUUGGCCCAGCCGUAGAGGGUGCCGACGACGCUGAUGCUUUAGAUUAUCUUUACAACUCGCUGGAUCCUCAAUUAAACAUCUUCCACAACCCUACCUCGCCAGGCACUGCCUCAUCCAUAGUAAGUCCUGGUAAUACAGCUUUGCUUUCGCGCCCCUUCCUGUUACCCUCGUACAGCUUGGCCGGCCCUACACAACCAAUCAACUUCAUCGAAAGCGCCUUAGAUAUGCUGUUAAACGCCGAAGAUGAGGGAAAUGACGAAAUGGAGCUGGUGUGCCCCAUACACCAUCCAAAAAAGAAGUCCAGCGAGAACACUGGAGACAGCAAAGACAAGGAUGGAGUUAUUCAAGUGUGCUCAUGCCGCUUCUUUAAGAAGAACAAAAACGCUUAGGAUGGAGAAGAACUCAGACGUUAAUUGCAAUUCCGGAGAUGUGCCUUUUUUUGGAGAUAUAUAUUUCAUAUGUGCCUUUUGUUAUUGACCCCAACCAUUUUCCGAUGCAAUAAAUAUUUGUUCUUUUACAUUUAAAA